AUGGGACUGGGCUGUAGGUAUUUUGUGAGCUUAGUGCUGCUCUGGUCCCUGGGGACAGCCCUUGGGCAGGGGGACUUCCUUGGGAUCAGUUUCUCUGUCUUGCAGCGUGGGUAUGAGUAUGAUUGUGGAGACUAUGGGAUGCAGCUGCUGGUCUUUCCCAGUCCAGGCCGCACUGUCCGCUUCAAAGUUGUGGAUGAGUUUGGGACAGUCUUUGAGGUUACUAACUGCUCCAUCUGCCUCCACUGGGUCACAUCUCCCCAGGAAGGGGCGGUGAUCUUCUCAGCAGGCUACAAUGGCUGUCAUGUGCUGAAGAAGGAUGGCCGUAAUCACCUGCGGGUCCGUGUAGAAGAACUGCUGAGCACCAGGGCUGUCGCUGCCACCCGUGACGUGAACAUGACCUGCCCCAAGCCCACUGAACAUGACUUAACCCCAGAGGAGACCAUGCGCUACGUGCCGCAGCCGGGCCUGCCGGGCCUGGUGCGCCCGGUGCCCCAGCCGCAGCCGGGCCUGGUGCGCCCGGUGCCCCAGCCGCAGCCGGGCCUGGUGCGCCCGGUGCCUCAGCCGCAGCCGGGCCUGGUGCCGCACAUCUAUCCUCCACUAAGUAAUAUAGGUGCCCGCCUGACACCAGAGCAGUGCCAAGUGGUGGCUGGGAAGAUCCCCUGUGCAAAUGCCCUUGACCAAGCUGCCUGCUUCCAGGCUGGCUGCUGCUAUGAUGGGACUGACCCAACUAUUCCUUGCUACUAUGGAAACACAGUCACUCUUCAGUGCCUCAUGGAUGGUCACUUUAUUCUGGUGGUCUCCAGGGACAUGUCUGACCACCCCAUCAUCCUGGACAAUAUACGGCUAGCCUAUGCCCAGGCAGGGUGCAAUCCCAUCAGGAUGACCGAAGCUUUUGUGCUCUUCCGCUUCCCCGUCACACAAUGUGGCACCACAGUACAGGUGAUUGGGGACAAAUUGAUCUAUGAGAAUCAGCUGAUCUCUGGCAUUGACAUACAGACUGGGCCACAGGGCUCCAUCACUCGGGACAGCACCUUCAUCCUCCAUGCUCGCUGCAUCUACAAUGCCAGUGACUUCCUGCCAGUCCAGGUCAAGGUCUUCUUGCCCCCUAUACCUGCACCAGUCACCCAGGCAGGACCCCUCCGGUUUGAGCUGCGCAUCGCCACAGACCUGAGCUACACAUCCUAUCUCACGGAGAGAGACUAUCCUGUGGUGAAGGUGCUCCGGGACCCAGUCUACGUGGAGGUUCGCAUCCUGCAAAGAACAGACCCAUCCCUGGUUCUGGUUCUGCACCAGUGCUGGGCCACCCCAAGUGCUAACCCCCUGAAGCAGCCACAGUGGCCCAUCCUGAUGGACGGGUGCCCAUUCCUAGGAGACAACUACAGAACCCAGCUUGUGCCCAUGGGCCCUGCCUCAUCUGAGCUGCCCUUCCCAACUCAUCACCAGCGCUUUGUCCUCUCCACCUUUGCCUUUGUGGACUCUACUUCCCAGAUGGUGCUCGAGGGACUGGUGUACAUCUUCUGUAGUGCUGCUGCCUGUUCACCAUCCCAGCUGGAGUCCUGCAGGACCAUAUGCCCAUCAGGGGUAACUGCAAGAGGCCGUCGGUUCCUGACUAUCCAAAAUGAGACAGAGCCUCUCAAUGUGGUGAGCUCUCGUGGGCCUGUGACUUUCCAGAACAGCCCAGAGGCAUUCAAAGAGCCAGUCUAUGGGAAUGAAGACCCUGUCUCUAGACUGGACUUGUCCCCUGUGCUCCUGGCUGGGCUCUUGCUGGUGGUUGUGGUCUCCAUCCUCACUGCUGUGAUCAUGCUUUGGAAGAGAAAAGGCUGGAUGACCAGGUUCCAAAACCCUCAUGAAGGAACAUUCUAUGAGAAGUGGCUGUGGGGUAGGACUUCUGCCUUAACACCUUCAGCCAUGGGGCUGGGCUGUAGGUAUUUUGUGGGCUUAGCGCUGCUCUGGUCCCUGGGGACAGCCCUCGGGCAGGGGGACUUCCGCAGAGUCAGUUUUUCUGUUUUGCAGCGUGGAUAUGAGUAUGAUUGCGGAGACUAUGGGAUGCAACUGCUGGUCUUUCCCAGCCAGGACCGCACAGUCCGCUUCAAAGUUGUGGAUGAGUUUGGGACUCCCUUUGAAGUUACAAACUGCUCCAUCUGCCUCCACUGGAUCACAUCUGGCGAGAAAGGGGAGGUGAUCUUCUCAGCUGGCUACAAUGGCUGCCAUGUGCUCAAGCAGGAUGGCCGUAACCACCUGAGGGUCCGAGUGGAGGAACUACUGAGCACCGGGGCCAUCGCUGCCACCCGUGACGUGACCAUGACCUGCCCCAAACCCACUGAACAUGACUUAUCCCCAGAGGAGACCAUGCGCUACAUGCCGCAGCCGGGCCUGGUGCGCCCGGUGCCCCAGCCGCAGCCGGGCCUGCCGCAGCCGGGCCUGGUGCGCCCGGUGCCCCACAUCUAUCCUCCACCAAGCAGCAUAGGUGCCCAUCUCACACAGGAGCAGUGCCGCGUGGUGGCUGGGAAGAUCCCCUGUGCAGAUGCCCCAGGCCGAGCUGCUUGCUUCCAGGCUGGUUGUUGUUAUGAUGAGACUGACCCAACUACCCCCUGCUACUAUGGCAACACAGUCACUGUUCAGUGCCUCGUGGAUGGUCACUUCGUUCUGGUGGUCUCCAGGGACAUGUCUGAUCACCCCAUCAUCCUGGACAGUGUCCGGCUAGCUUAUGCCCGAAGAGGGUGUGACCCCAUCAGGAUGACAAAGGCUUUUGUGAUCUUCCGCUUCCCCCUCAUGCAGUGCGGCACCACAGUCCAGGUGAUCCAUGACAAACUGAUCUAUGAGAACCAGCUGAUCUCUGGGAUUGACAUCCAGACUGGGCCAGACAGCUCCAUCACCCGGGACAGCACCUUCAUCCUCCAUGCUCGCUGCAUCUACAAUGCCAGUGACUUCCUGCCAGUCCAGGUGGAAGUCUUCUUGCCCCCCACACCUGCUCCAGUCACCCAGGCAGGACCCCUCCGGCUUGAGCUGCGCGUUGCCACAGAUGUGAGCUACACAUCCUAUCUCACAGAGAGAGACUACCCUGUGGUGAAGGUGCUCAGGGACCCUGUCUUCGUGGAGGUUCGCAUCCUGCAGAGAACAGACCGAUCCCUGGUUCUGGUUCUGCACCAAUGUUGGGCCACCCCAAGCGCUAACCCCCUGCAACAGCCACAGUGGCCCAUCCUGGUGGACGGGUGCCCAUUCCUGGGAGACAACUACAGAACCCAGCUUGUGCCCAUGGUCCCUGCCUCAUCUGAGCUGCCCUUCCCAACUCAUCACCAGCGCUUCGUCCUCUCCACCUUUGCCUUUGUGGACUCUGCCUCCCAGGUGGUGCUUGAUGGACAGGUGUACAUUUACUGUAGCGCCUCCACUUGCUACCCCUCCCGGCUGGAGCCCUGCAGGACCAUGUGCCCAUCAGGCGCUGCUACAAGAGGCCGCCGGUUCCUGGAUAUCAACAAUGGGACAGGAGAGCCCCAGGACCUGGUGCGUUCUCAUGGCCCCAUGAUCUUCCAGGAGAGCCCCAAGCCAUGGAGAGAACAAGUCUAUGAGAACAAGGACCCUGUCUCCAGACUGGACCUGACCCUGGUGCUUCUGGCCAUGCUCUCACUGGUGGUUGUGGUUUCCCUCAUUACUGUGACACUCUUCCGUAGGAGAAGCAACUGGAUGACAAGGUCCCAAAUAUUCCAUGGCAGAUCAUUGUAA
Emys orbicularis (European pond turtle) is the source of this 3720-nucleotide messenger RNA. RefSeq lists its product as uncharacterized. The record is from RefSeq and is a predicted model, not a curated record. Gene Ontology annotation, cellular component: egg coat. The transcript has 26 exons. Gene Ontology annotation, biological process: prevention of polyspermy; binding of sperm to zona pellucida. Gene Ontology annotation, molecular function: acrosin binding; structural constituent of egg coat. NCBI's taxonomy places the organism in Eukaryota, Metazoa, Chordata, Testudines, Emydidae. The coding region runs from base 1 to 3720 and encodes 1239 amino acids.